AUGUAUUGAUGCAUUCAUUGAGUAAUAUAUUUUGACAUUUUACUCAACUACUAAUCCAAAGAAACUAACAAUUGCCAAGUGGUUUCUUAUAGCUCUCUAUUUACAUGGUAAUUUAAAUAUUUUAUAAUUUAUAUUGUUACACAUUAAUUUCCCAUUUAAUGAUCACAUUAGGAAAGACUGUGGAUGACGCACAUUUCGAGAAACCUCCCACUGACUGUUUAAAAGUUUAUCAGUCCACUUGUGUCCAUCUACAAGGUGAGAAACGGCCAUCAGCUUAUUGGUAAGACUAACAUAUAUAAGCCUAUUUUUCUUAGGUUGAUCAAAUCUAAACCAGUGUUACAUUUAUUAUUUUAUGCCAGACAUACAAGAGAAAUGAAGAAACUUUGUGCUGUUUGCAUCCUGGUGAUUUUUACUCAUGAUCUUGCUCGUGUAUCGUACACUGUAAUGGCGUUGAAGUGUAACCUGUGUAUUUCCAAAGGGACCAGCCUCCAAUGUACUCCAUCAGUGCAGACGUGUUUUGGAAGCUUCGAUGUCUGCACACACAUCCAACUUAGGCCUCAAAUACUGGGUUCCGCCUCCAUCCGUUCCUGUAUGACUAGAUCGUUCUGCUUGAUCUAUACGUUGAAUGAAGAUGUCAAUGCUACAUGCUGCAACACUGACCUCUGCAACUGAGCAACACAUCCUGUCAUCAUAUAAUCAGAAAUAUUUAUCAACUCAGUCCUGCCUUUCUGUAGGUUUUGCAAGCGGUGAAAUGCUAUUAAAUUAAGUGUAGCAAAUAGUUAAUCACUGCAACAGAAAAACCUAACAAACAAUGAGGCCUUCACACACACAUACACAAACUGUAUUUCAUAACAUUUUAAAAAGGUGGUACUCGAAUGGCAGUUAUAUUGUGAAAAUGUGUUAAAUAAAUUAGUAAAUUACAAGUUUUUUUUC
This is a messenger RNA of Danio rerio (zebrafish), 933 nucleotides long. NCBI's taxonomy places the organism in Eukaryota, Metazoa, Chordata, Actinopteri, Cypriniformes, Danionidae. The record is from RefSeq and is a predicted model, not a curated record.